Molecule: messenger RNA, 167 nt
Organism: Dentiscutata heterogama
Lineage: Eukaryota; Fungi; Glomeromycota; Glomeromycetes; Diversisporales; Gigasporaceae
Source: the annotation of a GenBank genome assembly
ACAAAGCCUCCCAUGAAAGUCAAAGCCUUCUCGUAAAACUUGCGAAAGACAAAGACUCUACAAAAACAAACCUUCCUGUAAAAGAUGAUAAAAGUCCAAGCAUCUAUAAAGGUGAAGCCUCUGGUAAAAGGCAAUACCUGGGAGGCUGCGCCAUAGUUCAAAUAUGA